AUGCCAUCCGAGCAAGGUCACCGCCUCUACGUCAAGGGACGUCACCUCAGCUACCAGAGAGGCAAGCGCAACACCAACCCCAACACCAGCUUGAUCAAGAUUGAGGGUGUCGACGACUCCAAGGCCGCCAGCUUCUACCUCGGAAAGAAGGUCGCCUUCGUCUACCGCGCCUCCAAGGAAGUCCGCGGCUCCAAGAUCAGAGUCAUGUGGGGCAAGGUCACCCGCGCUCACGGCAACUCUGGUGUCGUCCGCGCUCAGUUCCGCAACAACCUCCCUCCCCGUUCGUUCGGUGCCACCGUCCGCGUCAUGCUUUACCCUUCUUCGAUAUAA
Molecule: messenger RNA, 330 nt
Organism: Aureobasidium namibiae CBS 147.97
Lineage: Eukaryota; Fungi; Ascomycota; Dothideomycetes; Dothideales; Saccotheciaceae
Product: 60S ribosomal protein L33-A
Exons: 4
Coding region: 1-330 (109 amino acids)
Biological process (GO): cytoplasmic translation; ribosomal large subunit biogenesis
Cellular component (GO): ribosome; cytosolic large ribosomal subunit
Molecular function (GO): structural constituent of ribosome
Source: RefSeq, a predicted model, not a curated record